AUGCAGAUCCGCCUCGAGAAGCCGAAGGCCUCGCGCUCCAAGAAGGCGGUGAAGCGCGGCCGCGCGGGCGCGGACAAGGACGUCACGCAGGCAGCGAUCCAGACGAUGCUCGCGACGAAGGACGCGCAGCGCGCGCGCGCGCUGGCGCCCGCUCCGAAGAGUCCGACGAAGAGCCCCAUGAAGAAGAAGCCGCGGUCGAUCACGGCCGGCCCGGCGGCCGCGCUCGGGACCGCGGCGCGCGGCGCCAAGCUCGUCGUCGAGGCCCGCGGGGCCUACAACGCGACGUCGAAGCGCUACGACUUCGACGGGGAGCUGGGCGCGCCGCACUCCAUCUGCGAGGUCGGCCAGCUCAUCCACGACGGCAAACUGAAGAUCUCGAAGCUCCAGAAGGACAAGUCCUACGGCAUCCCCUACGCCACGAUGGCGCGGUGGGCCAUGGACGACAAGAAGUGGCGCGAGAAGCAGAACCUCAGCGGCGGCGUCGAGGGCAAGCCGCGCUGGUACGUCGAGAAGCACUCGCGCGAGCGCAAGACGCUCGACAGCGCGGGCGCGCCGACGCUCCUCGCGAAGCCGGCGCGCGCGGCCAUCGUGCACGCCGUCUGCGACGCGAAGCGCAACGGCUGCCCCUUCCAGCCCAAGGAGGUGAAGGCGAUCAUCCGCGAGGCGUGCAUCGCUACCGGCAAGAUCAACCCGUCGACCAAGGAGCGGUACUACGAGACGACGCGCGUCGACGGCCAGCUCAAGAGCAUCUGCGGCGCCGCCAAGCGCGACUACGACGUGACCCUCGAGAACCAGAAGGGCCAGGGCCACGCGCGCGAGCGCGUCGACGCGUGCGACUACGAGGCCUUGACGAAGAACGUGGAAUUGGUCGCGCCCUUGCUCCGCGCGUUCCAGGAGCAGUACGGCAAGAUGCCCCUGGACAACGUCGGCAACUACGACGAGACAUUCCUGGACCUCUGCGCCUACGCGAGCACCGGCGCCUACCUCGUGCCGAGCGACGACGUCGCGGUGCAAGUGCUGAUUCCCUUCGAGAAGAGCCCGCACAUCACGCUCCUCAUCUUCACGCUCGGGGGCAAGCUGCUGCGGAUCCUCGUGGGCAUCAUCGGCACCACGGACAUCGCGCCGCACCCCUUCCACCUCUCGUUGGUGAAGGACAAGACGCGCAUUGGACUUUUCCAGACGGACAACGGCUGGAUCACGCACCGCACGAAGUACGAGGGCUUCAAGGUCUACUUCGCCGACGACAACGUCCUGGGCAACUCCCCGUGCUGCCUGAACUUCGACGGCCACAAGUCCAACACGGACAAGGUCCCGGGCACGCUCGAGGACGAGGCCGUGCCCAUAUUGCUCCGCGAGAACCAGACCUUCGGGCACACGCCCCUGGCCCACUCGACCGCUAUCGGGACCCAGCAGGCGGAUUUGCCGCAGGGCAUCAUCCAGCGCGCCAAGGCCAAAUUCGCUGACCUGAUGCGCUCCCAGACCAUGAACCGCGCGAAGCUCGACUUCGGGAACGCGCUCGGCAAGGGCGACGCCGCGGAGGCCGACGCGGGCGAGCGCUCCGCGGGCGCGCAGAACCUGGACCGGGCCAUGGAGAUGGCGCGCGCCGACGUCGAAGCCGUCGGCGGCGCCGUGCACAAGGCGUACACGCCGCCCGUCGACUUGGACGAGGCCGCGGCGGUCCACGUCCCGCGGCGUACGCGCGAAGACCGUGCGCAAUACGGACUGGUGGUCACGGACGACGACUACGUCAAGGCCAUCUCCUCAGAGGGCGCGCGCGCCCUCGCGGAGCGCGCCGCGGAGGCGGCGAAGGCCUCCAAGGUGAGCGAGCGCUGGGAGAAGCGCCGCGCCGAGAUCCGGGCCGUCGAGAAGCAGGUCGCCGACGGGGCGCCGCUCGAGAACCUGAAGGUGGGCCAGCUCAAGUCGCUGAUCUACGGGCGCACGGGGAGCGGGGCGAAGGCGUCGAACAACAAGGAGGGCGCCAUGCUCGCGGAGGCGCGCGUCGCGCUCGGCCGCGAUCUGAUGCUCCCGCCGACUCCGACGCGACGCGGGGCCGAGGAUUCGGCCGACGCUGCUGGCGACGGCUCCGACGGCGAGCUCGAGGACGGCGCCGACGACCCAUGA
Aureococcus anophagefferens is the source of this 2121-nucleotide messenger RNA. RefSeq lists its product as hypothetical. The record is from RefSeq and is a predicted model, not a curated record. The coding region runs from base 1 to 2121 and encodes 706 amino acids. NCBI's taxonomy places the organism in Eukaryota, Pelagophyceae, Pelagomonadales, Pelagomonadaceae. The transcript has 2 exons.